GCUCGGUGCUCCAUGUUUGGAUUUGUCCAGCGGCAUUUUCUCGCGUUUCAAUAAGAAGCAAAGGUCCUCCCACGGGGUCAAUAAAUCCUCCUCGGACACCGAGCUAGCGCAGGGUAAAAGCAAAAGUCGGAAGAAUAAAUCGAAGGAAAAAUGGCCCUUACUGGAGGGACUGACAGUGGACGAGUUGGCUCGUUAUCGAAGAAGGCGUGUACAAGGACAACCGAAAGACAAUCUUGGACUUUAUGUCGAGGCUGAAAACGAAGAUCUGGUGUCCGAGUAUCGUGAAGCCUUUCGUGCCAGAAGCGAAGAGUUCCUGAAGGAAAAUACCUGGUUGGCAAAGGAAAUCGAGGAUCGUCAGGCGAAGGAUUCCUUCGAAGGUGGACAAGUUUCUGAUGAAGGAAAGGUUAGAAAGCAAGAGGAGAAACAUACAGAGCUUCCAACAAAAAAUAACACGGUCGAUCUUUCAACAUUAAUACAAGUCAAUGACGAUAAAACGAUGGAGACUGAAACUGUGAAUUCCAAACUCACAACCCACACUGAUGCUCCUAGACGACCUUCUCUAGUCAGAAGGGGUACUACUUUAAAGCAUGACGGAGAACUAUACACGGAUACUGAGACCUAUUCAUCAUACGUGGCCUAUAAAGGUCAACAUAAACCUGAGCUAGCUCGCAGACCUACGUCUUUAAAAAUGGAAGGCGAUUUAGAAACGACUACUGAAAAAUGCGAGAAGUUCAUCCAAUGGCUGAACGUUAGUCGACCGGAACUUAUGCGUGUGCCCACGCAUUUGAAACUCGAGGGUGAAUUCGAAACGACCACGGAAAAUCACGAAAAAUACGUGCCGUUUGUAGGUGUACGAAGACCAGAAUUAUUGAGACAGAAUACCAACUUGAAAUUAAACGGAGAAGCGAAUUUCCUGCCGGAAUAUACCGAUGUCUUUAAAAGACACAAUAAUAAAGGACGCUCGCAGCCAAUGAAACCUGAAACUCAUCUAAAGACUGGAAAUUCCUUUUUCCAAAAUACCGAGAAUACCGAUAACUUCGUUGAUUUUCGUACUGAGCAGGCACAAUUGCCGAAUGUGGUUAAUAAAGACAUCGAGGAAGAAGAGAAGACGCAAAAGGUAUUAAAAGAGAAACAAAAGAAGGACGCCGAAAUGAAAAUGUUAGUCUCAAAACUGGAGGAUUUGAAAGGUCCACCAUUAGAAAUUCCAGAGUAUAAAGAUGCAUAUAAGAAUUUCCCAAGGGAGAGGCCUAAGAUUGUAAAGCCAGAGGAUGAAAUUGGACGAGCAGAUGGUUCCAAAAUAUCUUCUUCACCAACGCCUAAAUUUCCUACGAAAAUUGACCAAGAUCCGGAAUACAAAUCGAAAUACUUGGAUUAUCAAGGAGAUUAUCCGGUUUAUCGAAAACCGCCGUUAAAUAUGAGGUCGACGUUCGCUCCUCCGGAACAUGGUACACGUUUUGGUAGACAAGAGUGUAAACGACACGAUCACGAAUUUACCAGUGAGGUGCGAGCCCAAUAUAUUCCUUAUGGUCACAUACCGAGAGUCGAAACUUUGAAAAUGCCGACCAAUUUGCGUCUGGAAGGUAAUCUUGACCUUGAACCGGAAUAUAGAACGGCUUAUUGCACAAAGCGUGAAAAUCUGUUACAAGCUGAACAAAGAAUGCAUCGUAGACGAGAUCGUAGUUUAAGCGCAUCCAGACCGAAAGAAAAUUAUUGGAUAAGCAAUAAGGCAGAGCAAUUUGGUUUUGCAAAUGCUGCUCAAGAUCAGGACGCGUUUCAAGUGUUAAACACUCGAGUUCAUGAAGAUAAUGUUUGCGGAAAACCACCGACAAAUAGUCGAAGGAGUUCAAUUUGUUCCAAAUCUUCGCAAACGCAAAUCCAAAGGCAAUCACAAUUAGAUGUGACAGAAUGCAACACAGUGAAAAAUAGAUCGACUAGUCCGACUUACCGACUUCAUGUCUGUAAUGUCGACGAUGAACCCAGAGGUUUCCGACGUAGACGUUCGCCAUCACUGAAGUCUUCCGGAAGAACACACAAUCCAUCAUCGGAUUGUGUACUUCAAAGUAAUGCUAUCAGACCAUAUUCUCCUAGUUUUGGUAAAAGCACGAAGCAACACCCUAAUGGCCAAUCAUUUGUUGUUCUGGAUAAUGGAAUCUUUGAUACACAUAAAAAUGAAAUUCGCAGAAGGCAAACAGAUCGAAAUUAUAAUAUUGAUGGUACACUCCCUAUUUCUAAAGGAAGAGCAAAAACUCCAGCAAAUUGGAUGCCACCUUGGUAUGAUAGUACAAAUACUAUCUAAAGUAAUAAAUGCAUUUCAAAUGAAUAAA
Molecule: messenger RNA, 2324 nt
Organism: Eufriesea mexicana
Lineage: Eukaryota; Metazoa; Arthropoda; Insecta; Hymenoptera; Apidae
Exons: 7
Coding region: 497-2296 (599 amino acids)
Source: RefSeq, a predicted model, not a curated record